AUGGCGGAUUCACCUGGCGGAACCGAGUCUGUGGGAGACUCGGGCGACGACGCUGGACUUACCAUCAGAAUUCCAAAUCCAAAAGUGUACAUGGCUCGUCAGUCGCAGUGGAAAGGAAGGAGAGGUAAACCGCGAUGUGAUCAUUGUCGGUUGAACAAUUUAAAAUGCGACCGAGUGCUGCCGACCUGUAAUCAUUGUGCUUGGGCGAAUGGGAGGAAAUGCAAGUAUACUCCCCUGCCUACGCCAGCUCACCGAGGAAUUCCUAGAUGUGAUAGGUGUCGGCAGCGGAACCUCAAGUGCGACCGUAAUCUUCCAGUAUGCAACCACUGUGCAGAAGAUAAUGAGACGGAUUGCAAUUACACGCCGAAGAAACGGCACAAAGUUCCUUCGGAUCACGGCAGCACCAGGGAUAGACCCGCAGCUCCUUAUGCAGCUAAAACGGCUUCUUUCCUGGUGUCGGAUAUGCCAUCGACGUACGGGGCGCUUCCCGUUGCUGAUGGCAGCGGCAGCUACAACAAUAAUAGUAACAACAAUUCUUCAGGCCCCUCAGGUAGUCACGUAUUUGAGGGCGAGAUGCGAACGGAACCGCAGAUCAAACAAUAUAUGCCACCUGGUUCUCCCGGAUUUUACGAUGAAGAACCGGGGAUGGAUGACCCGAAUGUCGCAUACCAGCAGCAGAAUCCCGACGGCUCCGUUACUUGGGUGCGAAAAGGGCCGCUACCCCCUCUCCUCCCAAAAAAUAUUCCCCCGGGACAAGGGCCGUCUGCGUACAAUCGCCCAUUCAUGCUCGAUCAAGGCAUGAUCGUCACGACACCGCAUAUUGAUCCCUGGAUGCACCCGUCGUUCGUUCCUCUCCCGGAUCUCGUCGUCAACACCCUGCGUACAGUCAAUGCGAUCGAGAUGCCCACACGGCAUGCCUUCGAGGAAGUGCUCGUCCGGUUCGUGGGCGGUCUGUCCCCCGAAUUGCGGGAUACGGCCACGUUUAUCCCGGAGGUCUAUGCGCAUCUCGCUCAUGCGGUGGCGCAAGGGCACAUACAGGAACUUUCUCUCCGAAUGCAGAUGUGGUUGACGUGCCACCAUGCACGCUCGGGAUCGAGGAAGCGUCACCUCAUCCUUCUCCCGCGGGAUGCGUUCUUCAACAUGCACAGAGACGACGAGGAGAAGUUGAGGCUGAACUACGUCUUGCAAACUGAUGGAGAAGCAGAGGUUGAACAUGUGGAGAAGGACUCGGAGAAUGGGCUUGGGUCGCUAGAAUCUGCUGCGGUGUUCGAGCGCGUCCCAGUCCAGCCCCAGAUAUUCGACAUUUUGGUUUACAUCCACAGGAACCAUGGCUCAUCAUCUACUAUGCUCUUCGAAGCAAGGCGGAUUGGUAUGGCAACCAUCACUUGGCCGAUGGUGGAGAUGUUCAUCCGCCUAUGCCCUCUCUGCAAGAUGCGCUCCAAGGGCGCAGCGCGCGUAAUUCCUGAGGAGGAGCACCCGUCGUCGUCGUUCCGUCCUCCCUCGAAUUUGAAGCGAUGA
This is a messenger RNA of Sparassis crispa, 1518 nucleotides long. RefSeq lists its product with no specific name. The coding region runs from base 1 to 1518 and encodes 505 amino acids. The transcript has 4 exons. NCBI's taxonomy places the organism in Eukaryota, Fungi, Basidiomycota, Agaricomycetes, Polyporales, Sparassidaceae. The record is from RefSeq and is a predicted model, not a curated record. Gene Ontology annotation, biological process: regulation of DNA-templated transcription. Gene Ontology annotation, molecular function: zinc ion binding; DNA-binding transcription factor activity, RNA polymerase II-specific.